Molecule: messenger RNA, 7357 nt
Organism: Caenorhabditis angaria
Lineage: Eukaryota; Metazoa; Nematoda; Chromadorea; Rhabditida; Rhabditidae
Source: the annotation of a GenBank genome assembly
AUGGAUCCAGAGCAAGUCGCCGAAUUAAUCGAAGCGCAACGUCUAAAUACUGAGUUGUUACUCGAACAACAAGCCAAAUCCACUGAUUUGCUUGUGACCAAGUUGUUCGACGGUUUCAAGACCUAUCUUACCUCAACAACUGGAACUUCUUCUGUUCCUCCAGCUGGUCCGAUAACAACUUCCGCAACGACUACUGAGUACAUCUUGAACUCAUUAUCCAGUCGAAUCCCUGAAUUCAUAUUCGAUGAGGAAAGCGGUCAAACUUUUGAUGUGUGGUACCAACGAUACCAAGACACGCUCUCGAAAGACGCCAAAGCACUUGAUGAUGAUGCUCGAUCUCGUUUUAUUCUUCAAAAGCUUGAUCCGACGUCAAAUGCUCGGUUCAUUAACCACAUACUUCCAAAACGAAUCUCUUUUUUUAUUUGCAUAAUUAUAGACAUGACCGUCUCCAUACAGAAAUUUCGGUUUGAAGACAUGACUUUUUCUCAAUAAUUUCAUUUCUGGAUGAAAUUAUGAAUUUUCUUGUUUUUUAACCGUGUUAAAAAUUUUCUUUCAAUUUUUUUAGCUUCAAAAUUGCUUCUGGGUGGCUUACUAAGCCUAAGCCUGAGAGCAAGUGUCAUUUAGGUCCCAACUCAUCGACUUCAUUUUUCCAUUUUUGGAUUAUUCCAAAUCUGUUACUUUUUUGUUGACUGUAUACACGAAAAUAAACAUUUCAAUUUUUGUCAGCUACCCGCUCAAAUCGAAAUUUUCAUUUGGGCGGGUAUUUUUGUCAAACACUCGAGCCGAUUUAAAAAAAAAAAACUCGGGCCGAUUUUUUUUUUUGGAAAAACUCGGGCCGAUUUUUUUUUCGUAAAAUGGGAACUUUUUUCCUUUUUGAUUUUUUUCCAAUGUUAAUUAGAAGUACGUUCUUUCAAUUUGAAUUAUGGAAGUUGGAAUUAAUUCAGGGUUAAUUAAUUCAGAUCAGGGGUGGGGAACCUGGCCUCACGUUGGCCUCAUGUUGGCUUUGUUGGUACUCAGGUAGCAGCUUGCCCAUGGACUGCCCUUAGAAAAGCGGUUGCCCCAUAAUUGCACCUUGGGCAAGCCCUAAGGGCAAAUUUUUUAAUGGGAAAAAUAAAUCUAUAGCUAUUUUUAAUAACGUGACCUAGUUUUGAUACGUGUCCUGUUUCGAAAUCUGAAUUUCUUCUCAUUUUUUAUAUUCUGUUAGCCAAGAAAAUAGCGAAUGAAUCAAACUAUUUCGAUGGCUGUCAAAUAUCUAUUAGAAAAGCAGUAACUACUGUGAGCAAGUUAUAAAUUCAAAUAUAGUGAAGCGGAUUCUGGGAUUAUCACUGUGAUUGUUAUAUGGAUUUUUAUUAAUAAGAUGUUUUCCAAACCAUGUAUAAAUUUAUCCGAUUCUCAAAAAAGUUGCUCUGGAUCAACUGCUUCAGCCAUUGCAGCUUUGAAUUAUAAAAUUUCGGUCAAAUUAUCUAGAAAAUUCACGAACGGUCGAAAAAAUAAUUAUCAACUUAUGUGAAAUUUUGAUUUUACAAUGAGAAGCAGAGUAUGAUCAAGCUGAAGUGCAUCUAUCUCUCCUAUGUUAUUUCGUUUAAUAAAACUUUUACUUAACACUUAUAAAAAUGUUUUCUUCUAUUUAGCUGCUCCCUUUUGAUGAAGGCUGCCCCUCCAAACUGCCCGAUUUUGGGCCUAGGAUCCAUUUUUCCAAGCUGGAAACAAGAAAAAUUAGUGAAAAUGCUUUUUUACGUGGCUUGAAUUAAUUUGAUUUUUAAACGUGAUGUCCUUGUUUAAUUGAAAUGCCCAAAGAUUGCCCCUUGAAUGCUCCAAUGCAGCCCUUAGAACCUGCUCUAAGGGGCAGAGUAAGGGGCAGUCCAUGGGCAAGCUGCUACCUGAGUAAGAACAUAAGCCAUGACAAGUCCACGUGUAAACCUGGCUACCUGUCCUGUUUUUUUUAGUUGAGAAACAACACGGCGAAAAAAUAGGAGAUCGCAUUUUAAUUUUUUUAUGCAGUAAAAAAAAUUUCUCUGCUAAUUUUUGUUCAAGCGAGGGCAGGUUGGGCAUAUGGCUUUAGCACAUGUUCAAGCCAUGUUCGAGCCAGGACAAGUUUAGACCAUGUUCAAGGACAGGACAACAUGAGGCCAGGCCAAUUUCCUCACCCCUGAUUCAGAUAAUUUUAAUUCACACUUUUUUCAAGUAUUUCCAAAACAUUUUUUUUGCAAAAUUUCAAAACACAUUUUUUUAAUGUGUGUACAAAAAUCUCAACCAGAAAAUUACAAUAUCCAAAUUUGAAAGGAGAACAUACUUGACUUACAGAGUUCACUACAACAAGUGGUUCAAUAGAUGAAAACUCUGAUAAUGUUAAAAAUAACUUUUCCAGAGUUCUCACGACAUUUUCGAUGUUGGAUUUAAAUUUCAAAGAACAACUCAAUGCAAAGCUUUAUUUCUGUUAAAAAUCGGACCACUUCUUGGAACUUCGAAAUAUAUCGAAAAUUUUAAACAGAUUUUUGACACUCCGUCAAAAAUUUUCGCACUUUGGUGCUAAAAAAUCGAACGAGAAAGACUGCACGAAUUUUGAACAGACCGAGAUGCAUGUUUUGGGAAAUCUCAUACCUGUCAGAAAUAAUCCAGGGAAAAAAGAAUGUGGAUUUAUCUAUUUGAAAAAUUAUUUUCAGAUCCGAAAACUCGAAGUUUAUUCUAAACGAAAGAAUAAAGUUAUCUGAAAAUCAAGGUUGCCAAUUUUUUCAUAAAAAGCUGACCAAUAAAAAUGAAUCGUAUUUUCCGAGAAAAAUUCUGAGUCGGACCUGAAAAAUCAGACAAUGUUUUGAAAAUCGUCCAAUUCAUGGACCGGAAAUAUGGACUUUUUCCAAGUUGUUCGAUUUUUAUGGUCCAAGUCCAAUUUCAAAUUUUUUUUUCAAUUCAUUUUUUGAGCCCAGAACCUCGAAAAAAAAAAUGAAAUAAUAGAUUGACUAAAAAUUCUCUUCGUUAAAUUGACUGAAAAUUUCAAAUUUUAUUUUUCAACUCAUUUUUGAGCCCAGAACCUCGAAAAAAAUGAAAUAAUAGAUUGACUAAAAAUUCUCUUCGUUAAAUUGACUGAAAAUUUCAAAUUUUAUUUUUCAACUCAUUUUUUUGAGCCCAGAACCUCAAAAAAAAUGAAAUAAUAGAUUGACUAAAAAUUCUCUUCGUUAGAUUGACUGAAAAUUUCAAAUUUUAUUUUUCAGCUCGAUUUUUGAGCCCAGAACCUCGAAAAAAAUCAACAAAUAGAUUGACUAAAAAUUCUCUUCGUUAGAUUGACUGAAAAGCCCAAAACGUCCUCGAAAUCUAUGUUUUUCAUUGAAAAAUAAUCACUGGCUGACUAAAUUUCUUCCAGAAAAUGCUAAAAUCACUCAAAAAACUGAAAAACAGUCGAAAACACCAAAAAAAUUGAUUCACAAAACACAGAGAACAAACAAAUAAAUUCAAACACCUCGCGUUGUGCGCUAGAGCGCGUUUGCAUCUUUAGUCAAUCUACAGUUAAAAACCUGCAGCCUCCCCUCGCAAACUACACGAAACACACCAACACCCCAAUCACUGGCGCACAAUUCGUAAGGCGUUGUUGACGCGUUUCUUGUCAUUUUUUUUUCAAAUUUUCAUUUUUUUCGCUUUUUACAGUUUUCGACGUAAAUAAAAUGACAACAGCGAUAGAAAUCGAAUCGGCCGAGUGAGUUUUUUAAUUAAAAAUCUAUUUUCUGCACACCCGUUCAAGCCACGCAAUGAGUGUUUUCUACUGUAAAACGAAAAAUCUGCGAUUGAAAAAAACUGUGCAAACACUUUUGUCUAAUUCUCUCUGUUCGCCGUUAUAUUUCGCACUACAGUAUUAAAGGAACAUGAUAAAUUUAAUGCGUUGGGUCUUGUCGCGAUUGCUAACUUUCUUCGCAGGACCUCAAAAAAUAAGAAAAGUAGCAAGUCAGGUAGAACUCCAGGCGCUGAUUUUCAUGCUAUAUUUAGUUUAGCAUGAAGCUUAUCUAGGUUUUGAGCUACAGGGUGCACCGUUUUUACAGCGUUUUGCUGAUUUUUGUGUUGCUUGAGCGGGUGUGUCUGAAAAAAAACCAAUAAUUUUUCGUUCAGUGUCAUUCGAUUAAUCGAGCAAUAUUUGAAAGAAUCGAAUCUGCUUCGAACACUUCAAGUUCUUCAAGAGGAAACAAAUGUAACAUUGAACACUGUGGAUAGUAUUGAUUCGUUUUGUAAUGAGAUUACGCAGGGACAUUGGGAUAAUGUUUUGAAAACCAUUCAGCCGUUGAAAUUGCCUGCAAAAAAAUUAAUUGAUUUAUAUGAGCAUGUAAGUUUUUGGUAAAUUUUAAAGGAAUAUCUGAAAUUGAUUGUGAGCAGCUUUUGCGAAAAUUGAAAUGUUCUUGUGAUUCGCCAGGUCCGAAAAAAAAAUUUUCUAGAUCAUCAUCGAGUUAGUGGAACUUCGUGAACUCGCAACCGCUCGUCUUGUUGCAAGACAAACCGAUCCAAUGAUUUUACUCAAGCAAAUCGAUCCGGAAAGAUUCACAAGAUUGGAAAAUCUCAUCAACCGGCCAUAUUUCGACAGCUCCGAAGUUUUCGGUGAUAUCUCGAAGGACAAACGACGCUCCGCAAUUGCACAAGCCUUAUCUUCAGAAGUACAUGUUGUUCCACCAUCUCGACUUCUUUCGUUGUUGGGACAAUCUUUGAAAUGGCAAUUAAAUCAAGGAUUAUUGCCACCAGGAACUGCAAUUGAUUUAUUCCGCGGAAAAGCGGCGCAAAAAGAGCAGGUUGAAGAGAGAUAUCCGACACAAAUGGCUAGACAUAUCAAAUUUUCAGCGAGUGAGUGUAGUUUUGUGAUUUUUAAGAAUUAUUCAGGAACCAAGAAAUCAUACAACAUAACUUUAUGAUUUUUCUUCAGAAUCAUACCCGGAAUCAGCGAUUUUCUCACCAGAUGGAAAUUAUUUGGUAACCGGUUCGAAGGAUGGUUUCAUCGAGGUCUGGAAUUAUAUGAAUGGAAAAUUGAGAAAGGAUUUGAAGUAUCAGGCUCAAGAUAAUUUAAUGAUGAUGGAUGCUGGUGUUCGAUGUUUGGCUUUUAGUAGAGAUUCGGAGAUGUUGGUUUCAGGAGCUUUGGAUGGAAAAAUCAAGGUUCGGAAGGGGAAAAAUUGGGGACUUUGGGAACAUAUAUCUAGAUAGCUGGAUUCCGGUUGAAAAAUGGCCUAGAACAUUUUUUGAUUGCCUAGUAAAUGAAAAAAACGUUCAAAAUCUAUUUUCCAGUUGAAAUUGUGAAAAAUUCUUAAAAACCAAACACAAUUAAUUACUUUCCCAGGUCUGGAAAAUCGAAAGCGGCGAAUGUCUUCGACGCUUCGAUCGAGCCCAUGUCAAUGGAGUUUGUGCAGUUAGGCUAUCUCGAGACAAUUCGCAUGUUUUAUCCGGUGGAAAUGAUCAUGUAGUUAGGUAAAUUUUCAAUUUCAGAUCGAAUUUUUGAAAUUUCAGACUAAAAAAUCGAAAUUCUUGAUUUUUCUCAUAAAUUUAAAUUUUUGAGGAAAAAAAAGUGAUUUUUGUUGCCCAAAAUCUUCCUCCGAAAACCCAUUUUUCAUGCCACUUUCAGUACAACUAAUAAUUCUUUUUUUUUUUCAAAAACAUUUUUUUUUGAAAACAAGUCAUAAAUUUCGGGGAAAUAUGUACUUGUUUCCAAGUUUUACAAAAACCAAAAUAAGGGAUUUUUUGCAGGGUUCAUGGAAUGAAAAGUGGAAAAUGUUUGAAGGAAUUGAAGGGACACACUUCGUAUAUUACAGAUGUCAGAUAUUCGGAUGAAGGAAAUCAGAUUGUGAGUUUUUCAUCCGGCAAAAAAACCUGAGGGGAAUUUUUGCCACGUGGAAUUUUUUGUAUAGAAUUCGGAAAGAAUGACGUGUAAACCUUGACGUUUUUUCAUGAGAAAAAAGUACGAUGAAAUUCAACAUGAAUUUAACUUGAAAAAAUUCAUCUGCUUUCUCAUUCCACGUGUAUUUCCCAAUUUCUUCAAAAAUUCUCUUCCCACCGAUAAAAUCUGUCUUUUUUUCCCUCUCUUUUAUUCGAUCAUAAAUUUCUCUAAUAUUUUUUUUCUGUUUGCUUUUUGUUCUUUGUUGGCUGAUGUGGAUUUGACCAGCCAGCCAAAUGAAAAUGAAAAACAAUGAAAAAAUAUUGAUUUUUCUUGAAGUUUUCGGGCUUCGAAUACUAAUUUUUUUGAAUUUUUAGUGGACAUUUUGUUCAAAAAUUUUAUUUCUCAUCGAUGACUUUUCAUGUAAACAUUUACCUAAUAUUUUCCAGAUUUCCUGCUCCGCGGACAGCACAAUUCGUGUUUGGCACGGAAAAACGGGCGAAUGUUUAUCGACAUUUCGAGUGGCGGGUGCAGGCGAUGCGCCAAUCUUCAAUAUUCUCCCGAUUCCCAAAAGUGACCCGCCACAAAUGGUAGUCUGUAAUCGAACAAAUACACUUUAUGUUGUCAAUAUUUCGGGACAGGUAAGGAGAGGGUUUUAUAGGAAAAUUUGAAUGAGUUAUGUCAAAAUUGUCUCUGAAAAGCUGAAUUUAAUUCAGGUUUAUCUAGAAAAUCUGGAUUUUCACCUGAAAAUGUGAAUAUAGAAAAAUACAUGUUCACUUUUUUAAAAAUUUUAAAAAAUUUCAAAAAUUACUUCGAAAUUCGCAAAAAAUGAUUUUUCCAGGUCGUCCGAACAAUGACAUCAGGUAAACGUGAAAAAGGAGACUUUGUCAGUUGUAUAUUAUCGCCACGUGGCGAAUGGGCUUAUGCAUUGGCAGAAGACGGUGUAAUGUAUUGCUUUUUGGUGUUAUCAGCAUCGUUGGAAACCACGUUGCCUGUGAGUUUUUUGGGGGUCAAGUUGGAUUUUUGUGCUGAAAAAUGCUGGAGAAUCGAUUUUGUUUAUCUAGAAAUAUUGGAAAAUUAUGUAUUUUAAACUGGAACUCAUCAAAAAUCGUAAUAUUUAUGAAGGAGAAUCUAGAGAAUUCAAAAAUUCAAAUGUACAUCGUGAAAAAUUUAAAAUCCCAUUUCCCUUCACAUUUUCCAUAUUUUCCCUGAUGUUUUUCCUUCAAAAAUUCCAACCGAGAUAACUAUGGAAGAUAAGAGUACAGAACUUUUAGAUUGGAUCUUAUGACGUGUGAUUUUUCGAUCUAUUUUAUUUUUUUAUUGAAUAUUUUGAGUUUACCGAGGUUUUAUCCACGUCGAUUUUCGAAUAAUUUUUUUCUAGAUUCCCGGUUCUGAAUUCCCAGUCAAUCCUAUAUAUAAUUUCAGGUCUCCGAGCGAUUACCAAUUGGCCUUGCACAUCAUCCUCAUCAAAACUUGAUUGGAACUUUCUCUGAAGAUGCUCAUCUUCGACUGUGGACUGAUUAA